Molecule: messenger RNA, 3464 nt
Organism: Scophthalmus maximus (turbot)
Lineage: Eukaryota; Metazoa; Chordata; Actinopteri; Pleuronectiformes; Scophthalmidae
Gene: rel
Product: v-rel avian reticuloendotheliosis viral oncogene homolog
Exons: 11
Coding region: 113-2056 (647 amino acids)
Biological process (GO): innate immune response; inflammatory response; response to cytokine
Cellular component (GO): cytoplasm
Molecular function (GO): DNA-binding transcription factor activity, RNA polymerase II-specific; RNA polymerase II cis-regulatory region sequence-specific DNA binding
Source: RefSeq, a predicted model, not a curated record
GGGGAUUCCCGCUGGUCCUCUCCUCCACAAAUAUGACUUUUCCUCUCUCGGCGCUGUCACUCAUUCACCUCGCAGUUCUCCGCAGACGCAACUGAGAGCGAGCGCGUCCGUCAUGAAUGUUCUGAUGCCCUCCAUGCUGGGGGACGACCCGCACCUCAUGGCUGAGCCAGCGGCCCAGAUCUUCGAGCAGCCCCGGCAGCGGGGAAUGCGCUUCAGGUACAAGUGUGAGGGUCGCUCGGCCGGCAGCAUCCCCGGAGAGAAGAGCUCCGACAACAACAGGACCUACCCCAGCCUGCAGAUCCUGAACUACUCUGGUAAGGGUAAGGUGCGCGUUUACUUGGUGACGAAGAACGAACCGUAUCGCCCGCAUCCACAUGACCUGGUGGGGAAGGACUGCAAAGACGGAUUCUACGAGGUGGAGUUCGGUCCCGACCGCAGAGUGAUCGCUUUCCAGAAUCUUGGUAUCCAGUGCGUAAGGAGGAAGGAAGUGAAAGAUGCGAUCGUACAGAGGAUUACCAGAGGGAUCAACCCCUUCAACGUGCCACGCGAGCAGCUGCUGCAGACAGAAGAGUACGACCUGAACGUGGUUCGCCUGUGCAUCCAGGUUUCCCUACAGGAUGAGAACGGCCAUUACACCCGAUCGCUCAACCCCAUCGUCACAAACCCCAUCUACGACAACAGGGCCCCAAACACAGCAGAGCUGAGGAUCUGCAGAGUCAACAGGAACAGUGGCACUGUUAAAGGAGGGGAUGAGAUCUUCUUACUGUGUGACAAAGUACAGAAAGAUGACAUUGAGGUGCGAUUCUUCUCAUCUGACGGCUGGGAGGCCAAGGGCUCCUUCUCUCAGGCCGACGUUCAUCGCCAGGUAGCCAUCGUGUUCAAGACGCCGUCCUACUAUAACAUCUCCGUGACAGAGUCAGUCACUGUGCACAUGCAGUUGCGGCGACCUUCGGAUCAGGAAGUCAGCGAGCCGAUGGAUUUCAGAUAUUUGCCCGACGACAAAGAUCCUUACGGCUACAAUGAGAAAAAGCGCAGAAGAGAGCACCUGAUUAAGAUAUCAGGAUUGUCAGGUGGUCCUUUCACUGGCCUAACUAUGAACAGACCAAAGGCAGUGUCACAGACUACCAUGAAUAACAUGCGGAAAGAUGCGAGCAACAUGUUCCUGAGGCCACAGCCCGCAAAUACGAUGCAGCAGCAACCUGCUAUAUUCAACCAGCCUUACCAACCAGGCCAUCAGAAUGUGAUCAUGACAUCACAGGCUUCUAAUUUACAAAUGAACCAAUCGUGGGCCAACCCCGGUCCAGUACCCUCAAUGGAUACAGUCACCAUAAACCCGUCUGUUGCCAUUUGCAACCUGCCCGGUCCCAGCAGCGGCAGACAACAGCAGCCGAACCGUGGAUCUGGUUACUCCCACAGAAUGGAGCACAGCCCCUGCGAGAACAACACCCUCCCCCAGCUCUCCAUGCGGGACUUGCAGUGCUUGGACACGGCCCCACAGGCCUCUGGACGGAGUCAGUCGGAGUCCCAGGCGCACUUCCAACUGCACCAGCAGCAGCAAAGGGAUGAACUACCCUCCGAGACCCGAGCCCAGAACCAUCUUGUCAAUCCGAACCAGGGUCUCCAGACUUUGUGGUCUGGUUACAAUCCCCUCGGUGCAGUCCAGAACACAUUUAAUGGGCCAGUACCUGGGGGUGGAGGGGGGUCACAGGGGCUGGGCUCUUUCCCCUUCUUAGAGGGAAUGGAUGGGGAAGAUUUUCUGAAGGGCUUGGUGGGAGAAGGUUCUCAGACUGUCUUUCAGCUGAAGCAGGAGCCCCAGAUCACAGUGGGACAAGAGACCCACGCUGCUCUCAUGCAAUCCCCAAGCGAAAGCCAAGAAAGUACUUACACCAACUUGCUUCCUCGUCCUGUGAGCAAUGGCACCACCAUGGAUCCAAUGAUUAGCAAUGCCCAGGCUCUUAAAAAUUUGCAGAAUCCUUACUCAAACAACAGCAUGGCCUCAGAGGGCCACUUUCCAACAUUGGCUGACUGGAUCAAGGCAACUCGGCAAAGCGACUAAAAGCAGUGACAUUUUGGUAUCAGGAGACAGACAGCUCCAAUGAGUACAUCGCUCUUGUUACAAAGCCAGAACUUUUACAUCUCCCAUUUUGGCUUAGGGGUUGUUCAGUUGGCAUUUGCUUGGGUUAUUCCCUCUGUGGGCAUAAGACCAAACCAGACAGAGGUAUUUAUUCUUGGUGGCACAACAGAUUAUGGUCUAGUUCAUCACAGAGAAGGCUCCCUACCUCUGAUUGGUCAAAUGUGUCACUUGGUAGGUCUGUAAAGACAUUUCUCUCCCGAAAUUCAUCAACCAAAAUCUGUUGUUUUGGCAAAUUUGAGGCCACGCAGUUCCAUAACCUUGCCUCCUUUUAUAUCAAGGAUACUUUUGUGUCACAAUUGGUGUGAAGUGGGCUUCUGUACAGAUUCCACCACAGCAACUAACCUCUUAGGAGCUGGCGUGUUUUAAGUGCCAAUUUGCUCCAAUCACCCCCAAAUUCACUCCAUUGAUUGGCUUCCAGCUGCUGCUGUUCUCUAGACUAGUCAAUAAAACUGAGCCCACCGGGUGUCCGUGAGACUAAGACCUGUGUGUGGAAGAAAUGGGCCUCAGACCGGUUUGAUUUCUGAAGAGGUGAAUGUACUACUGUCUUUCUUUCUUUCUUUUUUUCUCAGGUGAAGUUGGAUUCACUGUCAACAAACUGUAUAGCAAUGAAUGUUUUGUUGGUUGUUUGAUGCUGAAAAAAAACAGGGGUAAAAAGGAUGUUAGGGAUUUAGAAAGUACAGCAUCAAAAUGGCAUAUUAUCAUGGGUUUACUUGUUAUUGCUUUUUAAGAGAUUCACACGUAUUAUACAUGUCAGUUAAGGUGUGUAGCUGUUUUAUUGAUGAUUUUAACGGCAUAUUUGCUGUUAAAUACACUCUGUAUAUUCAUGUUAGCCAUAGUUGAGGGUGAAAGCAGUGACUACGCUGAAGCACUCAAGUAGUGGCAAGGUACAGAAAUUUCCAUUGAGGAAGUGUGAGGAAGCACAUUCAGUGGUGUCUUUCCUUUGUAAUGACUAUGUCAUACAAGUGAUCACAUGUAUCAUCCAGAGUUCUUCUCGGAGUAUUUCUACCAGAUGUUUUUUAUGGAUAAAGAUGUCCAUUUUGUGAGUUAUUGUUUUAAUUAUUCAACUAAUGCUCUUAGAGACAGUUACAGAAAGUGCCUCGGCCAAGGUCCAACGUGACUGAUACCAUGGCUGAUGAUGGAGAAGAACUUGGCAGUGGCCUGCAGAGCGACUCACCACGAGCCUCGCUCUGACUUACAUGUUGUCUUACUUGUAUACCUUCCAGAGGCCUUUUGGUAUUAUUUGGAUGACUGCUUUGUAAGUUUUGCUAUUUUGGUUAUGUUUUUGUACUAUAGAAUGAAUUCUUAAUAAAGAAUAUCCUUUUUUUCCACA